This is a messenger RNA of Colletotrichum orchidophilum, 1278 nucleotides long. Its product is annotated as phosphoesterase. Gene Ontology annotation, molecular function: hydrolase activity, acting on ester bonds. Lineage: Eukaryota; Fungi; Ascomycota; Sordariomycetes; Glomerellales; Glomerellaceae. Gene Ontology annotation, biological process: phospholipid catabolic process. The coding region runs from base 1 to 1278 and encodes 425 amino acids. The transcript has 2 exons. The record is from RefSeq and is a predicted model, not a curated record.
AUGCGUUGUGCAGCUGCUGCAGUCCUCUUGGCGGCCGGCGCCCAUGCCGCCGCCAUCACUCCUGUUACUGAAGCAAAUGCUUCCAGUACCGCCGGGGGUUGGGAGACCAGGUACACUGCCACCGGUGCCGCUGACGUCGCGGCUGCUGCUGCCAUUGCCAAGACCAGCAGCCCGACGAGCCACGUCAAGGGCAAGGUCUUUGACCGCUUCGUCAUUAUCUGGAAUGAAAACACCGAUUAUGACAAGGCUAUUGGUGACCCCAACUUUGCGUGGCUCGCCAAGAAGGGCAUCACGCUGAGCAACAACUUUGCCGUCACGCAUCCUUCUGAGCCCAAUUAUUUUGCUUCCGUGUCGGGCGACUACCUCGGAAUGCAAAACGAUAAUUUUAAUCGUGCCGACCGCAACGUCUCUACCGUGUUUGACCUGCUCGAUCAGAAGAAAGUCUCCUGGAGCACGUUCCAGGAAGACUUGCCUUAUUCUGGCUUUGAAGGCAUGGCCUGGGUCAACCAACAGAAUGGAGCAAACGACUACGUUCGCAAGCAUAACCCGCCAAUCUUCUUUGACAGCGUCACCAGCUCAGAGCAGCGCCUGUCCCAGAUCAAAAACCUCUCCAUGAUCCACCCGGAGCGCUCCCAGUUCCACAAAGAUCUCAAGGCCAACACGCUGCCGCAAUGGCUCUUUAUUACUCCCAACAUGACUUCGGACGGUCACGAUACCUCUGUGACCGUUGCUGGUGUUUGGAACAGGAACUUCCUCGAGCCGCUCCUCGAGGACAAGAACUUCAUGAACAACACCUUGGUUUUGAUCACGUGGGAUGAGAAUGAGACGUACACGCAACAGAACCGCAUCCUCGGCAUCCUUCUGGGCGACGCCGUCCCUCAAGAACUCGUUGGCACGACGGAUUCCAACUUUUACAACCACUACUCUGAGCUGGCGACAGUGCAGAACAACUGGGGCCUCUCCUCCCUCGCACGAUGGGAUCUCGGCGCCAACGUCUACAAGUUCGUCGCCGACAAGACCAAGACCGUUGUGCGCCCGUGGAGCAAGACGGCGACGGUGCCCGACCGCUUCUUCAACCAGUCGUACGCGGGCUUCUUCAACACCCAGGCGCCCAAGCAGUACCCCAAGCCCAACUUGGCGUUGCACAAGAACAAGGCCGGCAGGAAGAUUCUCAAGUCGGUCAAGGAGAUUUGGAAGCACAGCAAGGCGCCUACGUACUACAAGGAUACCGUUCAGGUUCCGGAUGGGCUGAACCCGCCUCCUGGGUACGAGGCGUAA